Porites evermanni is the source of this 5293-nucleotide messenger RNA. Lineage: Eukaryota; Metazoa; Cnidaria; Anthozoa; Scleractinia; Poritidae. The record is from the annotation of a GenBank genome assembly.
AUGGCGGCGAAAGAGAUGUACUUCGCCUUUGGAUCAAACAUGAACCCAGAAAGGAUGCAACAACGCAAAGCCUUCUUUACCGCCCGAGUAGGAGCGAAACUUCUUGAUCACAAGUUCAGCUUUUCGUUCAAAAGACCUGAUGGAACUGGUGCGGGAAAUAUUAGACCAGAAAAAAGCUCCGUUGUUUAUGGAGCGUUGUAUACCCUCGAAGAAGGUGGCUUAGACAAACUAGACGUGUUUGAAUGGGUAGAUAGAGGAUGUUAUCGUCGGCAGAACGUCACGGUGGAGACUUUGGACGGAGAAAGAGUUGAAGCGACGACCUAUGUUGUCACCGAAGAUUUUUAUAAAGAGGGAUUACUCCCUCGAAGAGAUUAUUUAAAUCAUUGUCUGGCAUGCAAAGAUGUUGUACCGACCGAAUAUUAUGCCUUUCUUGAAUCGUUCAAGGAAAUCUGUCACGAUUAGACAAGAGCGCAUAAGCAAGGGAGAAAUUCGUAGCUUCCUUUGUUUGUCCCAUGUUAUGAACACUGUUUCCAUUAAGCUUACAAAUAAUUUAAGAAGUACUAGUUACUCAUAGUUAUUUAUUUAUCUCCUUUUGAAUUGAUGUUGUGCUAAGAAUUCUUUAUAAAUGAACUCCAUAGUUGGAUUCCUCAUGACUUAAAUUUACACACACUAUUUUUCCAAGCAUGUUCAAAGUUUUAUACAGUAAUUUUAGCUUACUUUCCUUGCGUCUUACGUGUUAUUAUUAGUAAAGUUGUCGAAACACAGUGGACAACCAUGCUUUGUUCCUUAAGCCUGGCCUUUGGUAGUGAUGCAAGCUAAAGUUUUUGCACAAACACAAGGGUAGAAAUCCUUAUUCCUCCAUGAAACUGUAAACACGUAGGCGCAAUCAAAAUUUUUCUGCAUUUACAUCUGGGCUGCAUAUACUUGUGAUGGCUUGCAUUUGGUUGCAUUGACUUGCACCUGCACUUGCAAUCAGUUCAAAAUGCUUUCUUUGCAAUGUAAAAACUGCGAGGGCUCACCGUAAUGGCCUAUUGCAUUUAAUAUCAGUACCAAAAAAAAAAUUCUUCAUAUAAGCCGUAAAAAUUGAGGAUUUCUAUAGGUGGACUGAAAAAAAUAUGGAAUUCUUUGAAGGUUAAGCUUUUUUUCACCAAAUUCUUCAGGAGUAGAUCCAUAUUCUUUAGGGGGUAGAACCAUUUUUUAUGAUGUCAUAGAGGGUGAAUACAACUUUAUUUAAUCUUCAGGGGUAAGAAGAGAAGGUAAACCCUCAACCUGGGGGUUGGGAGUAAGAUGUUAACAACAAUUAUUCCUCGAGCCCGAAAGGGCUAUUGACUCAGAGGCCAUGAGGGUGAGAGGAAUAAUGGUUUUAGUAAAAUCCAACUAGUUGGUUAAAAAAUAUCAAGACAAAACAACUUUAGCUGGUUAAAACUAGACUUUAAUCCUUUUUUUGCCGGCGAAAAGCUGGCGCUUUUCACUACCAGUGGGCUAUAACAUAUAGCCUUUUAGUAGCUCAAUCAAUCAGAAUGCAGCAUUGAUAAUAGACCCAUAGUUGGAUUUUACUAAAAUGCAAUAGCCCAUUUUUAUGAAACUCCUGGUAAUUAUGGUGAAAAUUCAAAUGAAAUGUUUCAUUGCCAUGGAAAUUUUUCAGCAAAAAAGUGCUUUCCUUAGUACAUUUAAGCCUCCUGUAACCAAUGUGAAGACUUAGUGGUCACUUACAAGACAGUGGUGGUGGUUUACAAGGAAUGAACAACAGGCGUUCUCUUCCAGGAAGAGGUCUGGGCACAUUCUAUUUUACGGAAGAUGAUACAAUGCAUGCCAAUUCUAAACUGUAUAUGUGUAGUUCCAUGUUGUCGCUAAAAGUUCUUUUUAUGCUAUAAGUACAAUGGAACAUAUAGCGGACAUAGAGAUCAGACCACGUGUUCUCCAAUCACUUAUAAGAGUUUAAAAACAAUAGAGAAUCAUUCCCCCAAAAUGUGGUCACAGUCACUUGCAAGAGGUUCUGGUAUACAACUGCAAUCAUAGAUGGCAGGACAGGGGGGACCGUAGCCCCCCAAACAAAAAUUUGGGAGGAAGAGCCCCCCCACACACACACACACACACACACACGCAUUUUGGUGCCGAAAAACACCUACAGAUGAAUUUGACAUUGAUGAAUUUUACCUGUGUCAUCGACAACUUUAGAGCUUUUCUGCCCUAAGAUGACUCGAGAACUACCUAAGAAGCACCAUGAAGCAGGUCUGCCUGAACAAGCGUGGAACAACUGCCUACAGAUGCAUUGUCACAAAUCAAUUACAGACACACUGGACACUGCAUGUGAAGAUUGGAAAGAGGUUUGAUUGUGCCAACUAAAAUUGCCAAAGGUAUUUUGGAAAAUUUGAGGAGGGAUAAGGGCAUGGUGGAAGGUGAGCCCCCCAGCGUUUCAAAAGUGUCCCUUUCCCCUGUCUAGAGGUGUCCCUUCAAUAGAGGAAACAGACACUGGACAAAGAUUAUUUGAACAUUUUUCCAGGACUAAAUUUUGUGUCCCCUGAAUGGAGGUGUCCCUUAAAUAGAGGUGUCCCAAAGGAGAGGUUCCACUGUAAUGACAUGUAGUGCACAAGAAAAAUUCUGGGGAGCCCAAUGCUCUGAUCUUGUGAAAUCAAGGGAGCCCAGCAUAUCAUUUUUAUGUAAAAACUGAGGUUUUAUAGUCGACCACAAGCAAAAGUAAGGGGCAAGGGCCACCAAAUUAGCCUCCCAUGCAGGUGUUUUUAGGGAACUUGUAUUUCUUCCCUCCCCACAAACACCUGCUCAACAGAAAACAACAGCGCUUUCCCAAGCUUAGCCAAUCACAUUGUACUUUCCAAAUUCUGGAAAGUUGACCAUGACCGCAGGGUAACCCGCAGAUCCCACAGGUUGGGAUAGGUCACCGUGCUAUUGACAGCUAGCUAGCCAAUUACCAACGAAAUAGUUCUUCUAUGAAAACAACAUUUAGGUUAGAGAUUAAGGCCAGGAGAUGCUUCUAGUCCCAUUUAUUUUUACCUGUAUUCUGGCCUGUGGAAUGUGACCAGUAAACAGACCGUCUUACCUAGGGGGACGCUCCCUGUGAUGGCCCAUGUUAGAAGGCUCUGCCCAAAAGGGGUACCUACCUCAGUACCUCAUGCUACCUGGUAUUUCGAACUUCAAGUAUAAAAAAGAGUAGAGAUUUCUUGAGUUAAAUGUGCAUGAAAGGGUAAGGAAAUUUGUGAACUGUUUUUAAAGGGGCCUUUAACUUAAAUUUAUUGAACCGACGCACCUUAUGGCUUCAUCAAUUUAAUUUGCUUAAGGCAACAUAAAAUGACCAGAAGACUUACUGUAAAAGGCAUUUGAAAGGGGCAUUAUUUAUCAUGGCAGGUAUAUCAAAGGGGUACCUUUUCUGUCAAUAACGGUAUAUAACAGUAUAAGGAGUUGGACCUUGGGGUGGACACCCUCGGAAUAAAUGUUGGUAGGUAGCCCCUCCGUCCUCCCUUCGGCGUUCUUAGCGCUUUGUCCAGUACGUAAGUUUUUAUGGAACGUCCUGGGGAGAAUGUGAGAAAGGAAGUCACUGGGAAGUGGAUGCCUCCUCUCCUUUUCUCCUCUCGUGGGGUGGCUUGUUGUUCUUGGAGUUCCCCCCCCACCCCCCCUCUUACCCCCUCCGAAGAAAGAAACUGAUAGAGAACUAGUUCCCACCCUUCCUCUUGUCAUUCAGCCAUGAAGUAGAGAGACUCGAUCCACUAUCUCAUCGCGUGGAAGGCUUAAACGCUUGAGUGUUGAAAGGGUCGAAUUUUACGAAAAAAUCCCUGUAGAGUCAUGGAAGCCAAAGAGAUGUACUUCGCCUAUGGAUCAAACAUGGACCCGGAAACAAUGCGACAACGCAGAGUUUCCUUUGCUGCUCGAGUCGGAGCAAAACUUCUCGAUCACAAGUUUAGCUUUUCGUCGAGACGACCUGAUGGAAGUGGUGCGGGAAAUAUUAGACCGAAAAAAAGCUCUGUUGUUUAUGGAGCGUUGUAUACCCUCGAAGAAGGGGGCCUAGACAAACUAGAUGUGUUUCAAUACAAGCUCAGAUAAUUGUGAAAGGAAUACGCAGAAAUGAAACAGCAACAAUAAAGACUGUAAGAAAGAAACCGUUGAGACAUUGAUGUGACUGAGGAGAUAUUGUGGAGGGGAGCUUCGUGAAGCAGAAUGUUUUGCAACGACGCGUUAGCAAACUUUUAAAUGAAUCUCCUUACGGCAGACAAAAUCGAACAAACAGGCGCUACACGUUUUGAAAAACUAGUGACAUAAAUCAUAAUAUCAUUCUUGACUAAUCUUGGUGAUGAUUCAUAGCGUUGAGAUUGCAUUUUUAUUUAUGUCUUUCAAACGUUUGAGGCUAGAACGCGAGCAAAUCAGGCAGAUAUUACUGGCCUUGGAGCGAUUGACCUCUGACACGAGUUUCAAAUUAGAAAAUAUGUUUUUAAAGCGAGCGGAACGAGAUUUUCGGGUCGCGAGGCGGCCCAGCUAGCGAUAAAAUCGCGACGAGUCUUCGAACCGCGAGCCAAAUUUUUAUAUAACACGAACGACUUCUUCGAAAGUCUAAAAUAUUACUUGAGAAUAUAAACAACAAAUCUCUGUCGGCGGUGCGAUCCGGAAGGAAAUCUUGUCGAGUCAAUUUGACAGUUCUAUUGUCUUUUGAAGAAAAAACAGAUGACGCUCGCGCGUGCGCAUAAUCGGGACACUGUCCCUUUUUUUAAAAAGUCGUGGUUGCCGGCCUCGCAUGUUAACAAUUUGGAACCGGCUGCUAAAACGACCUGUCUAUUCAAAAACGUUUUUUCUGUUGCGAAAAAAUCUCAGCAAAAUUACAAGUAUGGCGGCGAAAGAGAUGUACUUCGCCUUUGGAUCAAACAUGAACCCAGAAAGGAUGCAACAACGCAAAGCCUUCUUUACCGCCCGAGUAGGAGCGAAACUUCUUGAUCACAAGUUCAGCUUUUCGUUCAAAAGACCUGAUGGAACUGGUGCGGGAAAUAUUAGACCAGAAAAAAGCUCCGUUGUUUAUGGAGCGUUGUAUACCCUCGAAGAAGGUGGCUUAGACAAACUAGACGUGUUUGAAUGGGUAGAUAGAGGAUGUUAUCGUCGGCAGAACGUCACGGUGGAGACUUUGGACGGAGAAAGAGUUGAAGCGACGACCUAUGUUGUCACCGAAGAUUUUUACAAAGAGGGAUUACUCCCUCGAAGAGAUUAUUUAAAUCAUUGUCUGGCAUGCAAAGAUGUUGUACCGACCGAAUAUUAUGCCUUUCUUGAAUCGUUCAAGGAAAUCUGUCACGAUUAG